AUGGAGCAGGAUUCAAGUGGCACUGGGCAGGAAGCUGUGGCUGCUUCACCUGCAGGUGCAAAUAAGUCAAAGCUGGAUACAUUGUCCAAAGAUGACUUGAUAAAGUUUGCCAAGAAGCAGAUGGCUGCAAUGCAAAAAAUAAAGAGCAAAUGUGCAGAUUUAGAGAAAGAAGUUGAGACUCUAAAAAACCAACCAAAUCCCAGUAAGAACACCUCUGAAGAUGCUAUAUUAAUACAGGAACUGACCGAGCGAAUGGAUGGUUUACUACUGGAGAAGGCAGAAACCCAGCAAAGCCUUUCAAAGUGUCGUAAAGAUUUAGAACGAACCACACAGCAAAGAAAUGAAGACAUGGGUGCACUUCAAGCAGAGCUAGAUCGUGUUAUUGAGGACCAUAAAAAGAAAAUAAAGAUUCUUGAAAUGUCUAUUGAAGAAUCAAGCCAUAAACACAAAGAAGAAGUUGAUCAUUUCCAGAACUUACUGAAAGAACGUGAAGCGAUUGACAGAGAGAGAGAAAGUGAACGUGAGAGGGAGCGUGAAGCACAGGAGAGCAGCGAUGAAGUCCGCCAGAGUUUGGAAGCAGAGUUAAAAAGUAUCAGAGCGGAACUUGAGGCGGUGCAGAAGCAGAAGUCUGUGGAGAUGAGCGAGCGGCAGGAGAGUGUCCAGACAGAGCUGACGAAGGCCCAGCAGGAGGUGGAGAACCUGAGGGAGGAGCUGAGCCAGAGGAGCAUGCAGCACGAGGAGGAGAUCAGGGCUUUGGAGGAGGACUUCGAGAUUGAACGGGACAGACUCCUGCUGCUCCAUGAAGAACUCACAGAGCAGCUCGCACUCAAAGACAGCUAUUUGCAGGAUGUUCAAGAGGAAGACGAAGAACCUGCUCGUGGUUCAGGAAUCGCCAAAAUGUUGGAGUUGUCUCGCCGCAGUCAGAGCUCUCACGUGGACGGUGAGGAGGAGAUGGAAGCUGGAAAAUUUAGAGAAGCUUUGGAAGACCUUCAAGCCCAGAACACAAUGUUACAGGACGAACUCACUCUGCUCAUGAAUCUCAAAGAAGAACUGGAGGCCGAGCUGGAGAGAGCCAGGGAGGAGUUUCAGAUCGAGAGAGAGGAGUUGGAGUUCAAAAUUGAUGAGUUACAAAUGAGCAAAGAGGGGAACGCUGGCGAAUCACCCACGACGUCAGCUCCUAGUGACCCACAAUCCAGCAAAAUUAAAAUUGAUGGGAAACCUUUAGAAGACACCAAAGAGGCAACAUUAGGCCCCACUACUCCUGAUGAAAACCCAACCUUAUCAAAACUUGAAGAGCAGCAAACGAUUAACCAGGAUUUGAAAGCUCAAUGUGAAGCGCUGACCAAAGAAAGAGACUCCAUUUUGGCUGAGUAUCAUCUCACACGAAGCCGUUUGCAUGAUUUAGAAGCAGAACUUGGAGAGAAAACUGAAGAUUCCAUUGCCAUGAAGGAACAAGGGAAACUUGAGGAGGUGUCAUCACAGCUUGUCCAAAUGGAGCAGGAGAAUAAACUGUCUGGAUCCAAAAUGGCAGCUUUAGAAUCUGAUUUGGAACAGGAGACUUCUGAAAAGAGCCUACUUGAGGCUAAACUAGUUACGCUAACUGAAGAAGCAGCGAAAGCAGGAGAAAAUAUUGCGGCAUUAGAGCAGAACGCGUCGGAGGUGAUGAGAAAUUCCACAGAGGAAAUCCGCGAAUUGAGAACGCGUAUUCAAGAUCUGGAGAUGGAGAGAGACAAGCUGAAAAAAAGUCUUGAAGACGCUAGCGAAGAGGUGAGGCUAACAGUGCUAAACGAGGUACAAAGUCAUAUCACGGAAUUGGAGCGGGAGAAAACGGAGCUAGAACGUAAUAUUGAGGAAGUUAUGAAGGAUGUAGAGGGUCUGCAGAGAGACCUAGAGGACAUGAAGGCCAGAAAUGAAAAGAUGAAUGAAGAAAAUCAAGUGUUGCAAGAGAAAGUUUCCCUGUUAACUGAAGAAAAAGAGGGACUUCAGGUAGAAGGUCAGAUGGACUACAAAGACCAGCUCACGGAGAAGGACGCUCUUGUAUCUCAACUGAGGGAUGAGAUCACAGCGCUGCAGUCUGCGUCCCUGGCUACCUCUUCCGAAAAAUCCGUCAGUGGCCUUACGGAGAGAAUAGCCCUGUUGGAAAAGCAACAAAAAGACAAGGACGAGAAGAUGAACAAAAUCAAAGCAGUGGCCGUCAAAGCAAAGAAGGAGCUGGAUUUAAGCAAGAAAGAGGUUACAGCGCUAAAAGGAGAAAUUGACAGUUUAAAAGCUGAGCGGGAGAAAGUCAACAGUUCUAUGAAAGAUAUUAUUCACGGUGCUGAAGGCUACAAGAACAUGCAGAUCGAUUACGACAGGCAGACGGAGCAGUUGGAUAAAGAACGAGAGAGAACGGAGGCGGCCGAGAAGCAGAUCGCUGAGCUGACGAAACGACUCAGCACUGCCGUCGUACAGACUGAGACUCUGACAAGUGAAAAAGCAGACCUCUUGGCUGCAAUGGAGACCAUAAGAAACGCAAUGAAACAGAUGGAAGCUCAGAACCAGGAUCUUCAGAAGCACAUGGCCGCCCUGGAGAGAGAUGUGGUGGCUGAGAGGACUAUGAAGGAACACAAAAUAAAGGAUUUGUCAUCGGCCUCAAAGGAGGUGGAGGAUCUGACGGCUCAGCUCCACCGACAGCAGCAGCAGUCUCAGCAGAUCACUCAGGAGCUGGAGCAACUGCGGAAGGAGGCGCAGCAGAGCUCUCUUAUGGAUAUGGAGAUGGCGGAUUAUGAACGACUCGUCAAAGAACUCAACGGAAAACUAGUCGAAGGAGAAGAAUGUGUUUCUGAGUUAAAGUCUCAAAUAAACACUCUUGUCCAGAAUGAUGAGGCACUCAAACAGGAAAUUGAGUCGCUGAAGUCCCAGCUGGAUCAGGGGGAGGAGAAGACCACCAAGAUGAAACAGCUGCUGGUAAAGACCAAGAAAGACUUUGCUGAUGCCAAGAAACAGGAGUCCUCUUUAAUGAUGACACAAGCGUCACUGCGAGGAGAGCUCGAGGCAAACCAGCAGCAACUGGAAAAUUCAAAGAUUGAAGUGUGCCAGCUGACAGCCGAGCGCCAUCGAUUACAGGAGCAGCUGAGGUCUGCACUGGAGCAGCACCAGCGCACCAGCUCGACCCUGCAGCAGCGAGUCAGCAGCCUGCAGACGGAGAGGGACAACGCAAAGGCUGAACUUGGGGCGAUUGCGAGCGAGUUUGAAAGUUACAAAGUGAGAGUCCAUAAUGUUCUGAAGCAACAGAAGAGCAAAACUACCUCCCAGAGCGAAGGAGAUUCAAGCAAAACAGAACGGGAGCAGUUGUCGUCUCAGGUGGAGCUGCUUCGGUCGCGGUUGUGCGAGAGCCAGCAGAGUCUGCAGAGCGUCACGUCUGAGCUGCAGCAGCUUCAGAGCGAACACGACACGCUGCUCGAGAGGCACAACAAAAUCCUCCAGGAAACCAUCAGCAAAGAGGCCGAGCUCCGCGAGAGGCUGCUCACGCUUCAGUCUGAAAGUGUGAGUGUGCGGUCCGAGGCGUCCCAGGUGCAGGCGGAGCUGACGUCUCAAAUCGAGUCCCAGCGUCAGACGUACAGGGAGCAGCUGAGAAAGCUCCAGGACGAACACCGAGCCACCGUGGAGACUCUACAGGGACAACUGAGCCGCGUGGAGGAGCAGCUCUUCAGCCUGCAGAGCCAGACCAGUACUUUGUCAAUGCAGUCCAGUCGUAAAUCUGUGUCCGACUCUCAGCGUAAAAACACAGACUACAUCCAGGCUGGACUGAGCUUCAUGGCCCCGGGUGACCUCCAGUCGAUGGCCCGCGAGGAGGGGGAGGGCAUGGAGACGACAGAGACAGAGAGCCCGUCUCCAGCCUCCACGCCCCUACCAUCUCUGGAGCAGCUCCUGUCAUCUCCCGAUCCAAAACAAGAGCCUUUUGUCUGGACCGUGGAGCCAACCAAAGAAGAGUUGAGUCAGAAGCUCAGCACAGUCACCCGCAGCUUGGAGCACAUAAACAGCCUUCUCCAUGAAACUGAGGCCACUAAUGCAGUUCUUAUGGAGCAGAUUACGUUGUUGAAGAGUGAGAUCCGUCGUCUGGAGCGGAACCAGGAGCGUGAGAAGAGUGUGGCCAAUCUGGAGUAUCUAAAGAACGUCCUGCUGCAGUUCAUCUUCCUCCGAUCAGGAAGUGAGCGACAGGCGCUGCUCCCUGUAAUCCACACCAUGCUCCAGCUGAGCCCAGAGGAGAAGAGCAAGCUGGCUGCUAUUGCACAAGGUGAAGAAGAGGGAUCUGCCUCAAGAGGCUCGGGCUGGUCAUCGUAUAUUCACAGCUGCUUGACGCCGAGGCGAGGCCGCCGCUUGCACUCUGCGCCAUUCCACUCCUCUCCACAUCUGGAUAAGAGCGACUCAACACGGGGAAAACACAGGAGCAAAAGACUGCAGGGAUGCUGGCUAAUCAACGAAAUGACAAACGGUCCAGCGCCUCUCACGGUCUUCCCUCUAGUGUGCUCUUGA
This is a messenger RNA of Knipowitschia caucasica, 4515 nucleotides long. The record is from the annotation of a GenBank genome assembly. NCBI's taxonomy places the organism in Eukaryota, Metazoa, Chordata, Actinopteri, Gobiiformes, Gobiidae.